Molecule: messenger RNA, 663 nt
Organism: Lynx canadensis (Canada lynx)
Lineage: Eukaryota; Metazoa; Chordata; Mammalia; Carnivora; Felidae
Product: prosalusin-like
Cellular component (GO): endoplasmic reticulum lumen; nuclear envelope
Molecular function (GO): ATP binding; ATP hydrolysis activity
Source: RefSeq, a predicted model, not a curated record
AUGGCCGCCGGCCCGGGGGGCUCGUUCCUCCGGUUACUGGGGUUGGUCUCGGCCACGAUCGCCGCCGGGGACCUGACUCCGUUGCACUGCCUCUUGGGCGCCUUCUGCAAAUGUCAUUGCCAGCCCAGCUUCCAGGGUCUGGAGCGUGACCUGACCCAGCACUUGGCCGGGGCGCCGGCGGUGAAGGCACCGAAGGUCUUCGCGCAGGACCCAGCCCCGACCAAGCCACUGGUCCUCUCCCUGCAGGGCUGGACAGGCACUGGCAAGUCCUGUGUCCGCUCCCUGCUGGCGCACUGCCUUCCUCCGGGGUGGCCUCUGCAGCCCGGUCACGUGCGCCACUUCCCUGCCAUCCACUUCCCCCAUCCCAGCCCCAUGGAGCACCACGAGAAGGAUCUUAAGAGCUGGGUCCAGGGGAAUCUCACUGCCUGCAGCCACUCCCCCUUCCUCCUCGACGAGAUGGACAAGCUGCUCCCCACCUCUUCAGUCCAUUACUCUUGGCCCCUUGCUCUGGCACCAUGCUCUCAACCCUCCAUUCCACCCCCUGUGUCCCCGUGUCGUGAAGACAGGCUGAGACUUCUCAGUCUCCAUGAACAGAGGGACUCAAGCUGCCACGUGGGCCUGGUUUCUAAAGUGUUCAAUUUUCUAAGAGAACAAAUACAAUAA